Messenger RNA from Pelagomonas calceolata, 1466 nucleotides. Lineage: Eukaryota; Pelagophyceae; Pelagomonadales; Pelagomonadaceae. The record is from the annotation of a GenBank genome assembly.
CUUUCGCGUCGUGCGAUUUCCGGACUUUCCGAACUCCAAGUCGCGUCGAUGGCGUCGACGCGAUGCCGCGCGACGCCUCGACGCCCUCGAAUAGCUCGGGAGUGAUGUGACAGGGCUGAGUAGCAGUGCUGCUACUGCCCGGCACCAAUCAGCGGAGGGGUUGAACGCCGCAAUCACUGGCUGAAAAAAACGUGAAACCGAGCGACUCCACACUCAGGCACGCUAGGCAACAGCGCGACGCAAAAGAGAGCGCAUUAAAAAGUUUUAGGUGCUAGCGGCCUGAAGACAUACUAGCAAGUCCAGCCGAGAUUGACAAGUUUUGGCCCUGGCAGCGCCGUGCCGCCCGUAGAAGGCUUCCGGAAGAACCGUUUGAUCCAUUAUCGACCAAACGCAUCGAGCCCGGCAGCCCUUUGCAUAGCAGGGCACCAGCCCACUCACCUUGGAUUUGGGCAGCCUCGACACCACUAGAUACACAAAACAAACGGAACCAUGUGGCGCUGGCUCGCCGCCCUCCCCUGGAUACUUAGAGGAGAGGCGAAGUUCGGCUCCCAUCGACGGGCCUGCGCCCUCGACGAGCAGGAAUUAAUCAGAAACACGCAACACAACGAAUUCCACCAGAUCAUAAAUAGCAUGCACGGGCCGCGGUGCGGCGGUUUUUUUGUGGAGGCGGGAGCGAACACGGGCGUCAAUUCCGUCACGAGGGCCUUUGAGCGGAUCGGCUGGCACGGGUUGUGCGUCGAGGCGAGCCCGUAUUUGUACCACAACUUCCUCGUGAAGAAUAGAAAAGAUUGUGAGAAUAUUCAUGCUGCGUUAGUAGAUGGUCCGGACCAGGUUGUUUUUAGAGCAUACACGGAGAGGUUAGGAGACCUCUCGGGCAUCGAGAGCUUCCGAACACAAAAACAGUGGGCGAAGAUGGAGCGGGAACAUGCCAACGACAAGCGGAAAUGGCGGUUAGAAAGGACGAACGUCACCGCGCUGUCUCCAGCAAAGCUGGUCUUCGGGAGGGGACAUGUAGAUUUAUUCUCACUCGACGUCGAGGGCGCGGAGCUGUGUGGAAAUCAACCAGUGCGUCGGGUGCACCCGACAAUUCUUCACUAAGUCAUUUCUCGGCGAUGACGCAGCCGUCCUGGCUCGGUCGAGCGGCGAGGAACCGGCAUCGCCACGCCAUCGAGCAGGCGUCGCGUCGAUGGCGUGGAGGUCGACGCGACGAUUCAACACGAACGCGCCGUAAAAUUUUGAUUUCCACACAGGCGCGGAAAUGAACGUCCUGAAGAGCUUCCCCUUCGACGAGGUGCGCGUGGACUUCUGGUUCGUCGAGACGAAUAAAUUGGACCGGGAGGCGUUCAUGACGUUCAUGAGUGGCAAGCACUACCACUGCCACCACGUCGACCACGUCAACACGCUAUGUCGACAUAAAGAUGUCAGGGCGAACCGGCGGCGGCGGUAAGUUUGAGUUUGUUGUGAGG